AUGGGAUCUCUGUUUCCUUGUCUUCCAGAUGAAAUUGGGUGGCAAUGCCUCGCGAGGGAGCAGCUGAGUUCUCAUCACACCCUAAGGUGUGUCUGCAAAAGCUGGAAUGCCGCAUUGAAAAACUCCCAUUUUUAUGAAGAAAGAAAAAGAUUGAAGAGUUCGGAGCAACGGAUUUGUGUGGUCCAGUACAUAGAGGAAAUUGGCUACAGAGUAGCGGUAUACGACCCGGAGAAGAACUCGUGCAAAAGUUUAGCGCCCAUUCCCGCAGAAAUUGACGGCUUCCCUGACUGCUAUUUCAUGAAACAAAAACUGGUUUUGAUCACAGAUAUGUUUGAUGACUCUACAGGAAUUUGUGUGUGGUUGUACGAUUUUCCUUGUUCUAAAUGGCGUCAGGGUGCCAAAACACCAUUGGAUUUUGGGGGUGAAUUUGCCUCCGCAGUGGAUGAGGACGGGGGACUGAUUUACAUUGGCGGAGGGUUUGGUAGGGCUUCAGUUUACAAUGUGGAGGAGGACAAGUGGGAUGUUCUUCCCGACAUGAACACCCACAUGCAGUGUUUUACAGGUGCUUUUGCUGACGGCAAGUUUUAUGUAAUGGGAAUUUCUUUUCGUAGUUUUGAGGUUUUUGACUCCUACACGAGAAGCUGGACAACUAUGGAGAAUAGAUUUAACAAUUGGCAUUGUUUCGAAACUACAUUUGGGCACUUGCAUUACUUGUAUGUUAGGGGAUUGAUUGAACAUGACUAUAGUCAAGCUAAGGUGAACAUUGUAGGGACUUUUCCAAUGGAGUAUUGGGGCCGUAUUAUUGACUUCGCUGGGUUGGUUAGCAAUAAAAUUUUUGUGGGCUUUUAUUAUCCAUUUGAAGCUGAAGGGUUUUAUAUGCUCUCACCUCCAAGUGAGACAGGAGGAACAUGCAAGUUGAUUGGAAUUGAGAGACCAUCGGGCCUCCAGGGUUUUGUUAUAUCUGCUGCUACCUUGGAUCUCUAA
Molecule: messenger RNA, 984 nt
Organism: Cryptomeria japonica (Japanese cedar)
Lineage: Eukaryota; Viridiplantae; Streptophyta; Pinopsida; Cupressales; Cupressaceae
Product: F-box/kelch-repeat protein At1g80440-like
Exons: 1
Coding region: 1-984 (327 amino acids)
Biological process (GO): negative regulation of cytokinin-activated signaling pathway; regulation of phenylpropanoid metabolic process
Molecular function (GO): protein binding
Source: RefSeq, a predicted model, not a curated record